Molecule: messenger RNA, 1410 nt
Organism: Rotaria sp. Silwood2
Lineage: Eukaryota; Metazoa; Rotifera; Eurotatoria; Philodinida; Philodinidae
Source: the annotation of a GenBank genome assembly
AUGAGCAAUAAAGCAACUCGAAGUAAUACAGAUUUUACACACAUGACUAUUGACGGUUCAGGUUUAACCAUUAAAAAUGAAAAAUUAAAAGGUGAUUCUAUGAGAAAUGACGAAGAUGAUGAAAUAAAUUUAGAAGAAACAACAAUGGUCAUGAACAAUAUUAAUUCAGUUAGUAAUGGGAAAUUAAAUGAGUUGACUGGUCAUGAUUUAAAUGAUCAGCCAAAAGAUUAUACAGGUAAACAAAAAUCAACUACAGUUGAAGCUCAAUUAAGUUCAAUAAAAAAAUUUAAUGGUCAAGGUGAUGUUGAACAAUGGUUAACACAAAUUCUUGAGAUAUUUGACUCUUGUCAAUUAUCAUCAAAUGAACGAAACAAGUUAAUUCCUGAUAUUUUAACUAGUGAAGCACUUAUUUGGUAUUUUAAACAACAUCAUCACAUGCCAACAUUUAAUUCUUUCGUUCAAAAUUUACUUUAUCAAUAUGAAAACAAAAUUUAUCGACCAGCACAGUCACCAUCAUUUGGAUCAUCUUCAAAACAAUUGAAACAAGAAAUAAUGAGUGAUUUUAAAGAAAUUAUCGUAGAACCUCUUCGAAAUCAAAUGUUGAUUACUAGCUUAGAAAAAUUACAGAAAUUUUCAGGAAAAUCAAAACAGAAUGUGUCAAAAUGGUUACGAGAAACUCACCAAACAAUGCAUACAUUACAACUAACUGAUGAAGAAAAAUUAUUUUUUAUAUCUACUUGCCUAGAAGCUGAUGCACGAGACUGGUUUUUUGAUAAUAUGCAUUUGUUCAAAACAUGGACAUCAUUUGUACAAAAAUUAAUUAAUACAUUUGAAUCAUCCGGAAAAGCUGAUAUUUCAUUUCAUCGAUUACGUCAUUAUCAACAAGGUUUAACUCAAGAUGUUAGACAAUAUUAUUUUGAAAUUAUGAAGUUAUGUAAAGAAGCUAAUGCUUUAAUGGAUGAUGCUAGUAAAUUACAAUAUUUAAAAGAUGGUUUAAAACCAUCAUUACGUUUUGAUGUUUUAUUAAAAAAUCCACAAACAACUGAAGAAUUUUUAGAAUAUGCUCAGAAAGUGGAAGAGCUUAAAUCAUUAGAUGAAAAAGAUAGUAUGAUCGAUCAAGCUGUCAAUCAUAAAUCUCCAGAUCCAUUAACAUUAAAGUUGAAGACCAUGAAUAUUAAUUCAUCACAAGUUCACCAACCAAUUUCAUCUCACCAACUAAACUUUAAUAAUUCAUAUAAAAAUACUCAAUUUAACAACAAUAAUAAUUCCGGUCGAGAACCAACAACUGCUCCAACAACAACAAAUGAAUAUUACACAGCAGUACCUAAACCACCUUAUCAAUGUUAUAGAUGUGGUGCAGGUGAUCAUUACAUUCGAAAUUGUCCAUAUUUUCAAGAGAGGGGCCAUUGA